GCGUUUCUCCCAAAUAAAAGCCAAAAUCAGAUCUCACAGUUUCCCCUCACAGCAACACCAUGAAACCACCGACGACGCUGCUCCUCUUCGUCGGAGCUCUUAUCUUCUUCGCCGCCGGAAACGUCAGAUCCGAUGCCUCCGAUCAUCGUUACAAGGAAGGCGACUCUGUCCCCCUCUACGCCAACAAGGUCGGCCCGUUUCACAAUCCCAGUGAGACGUAUCGGUACUUCGAUCUACCAUUCUGUGUACCAGAGGGUGUGAAAGAUAAGAAGGAAGCUUUUGGUGAGGUUUUGAACGGUGACAGGCUCGUUAGUGCUCCGUAUAAGCUUAGCUUCAGAAAUGAGAAAGACUCUGAGACGUACUGCAAAAAGAAGCUUAGCAGAAAAGAAGUUGAACAGUUCCGAAGAGCUGUAGAGAAGGAUUAUUACUUUCAGAUGUACUAUGAUGAUCUUCCUAUCUGGGGAUUCAUUGGGAAGGUUGACAAGGAGAGCAAAUCAGAUCCGAGCGAGUUCAAGUACUUCCUCUACAAGCACAUCCAGUUCGAGAUUUUGUAUAACAACGACCGAGUUAUCGAAAUCAAUGCUAGGAUGGAUCCUCAUUCGCUUGUGGAUCUCACUGAGGAUAAGGAAGUUGUUGCGGAGUUUAUGUACACUGUGAAGUGGAAGGAGACAGAGACUCCUUUCGAGAAGAGGAUGGAUAAGUACGCCAUGUCGUCUUCUCUUCCGCAUCACUUGGAGAUUCACUGGUUCUCUAUCAUAAACUCGUGUGUUACUGUCCUCCUCUUGACUGGUUUCCUUGCGACCAUCUUGAUGCGAGUCCUCAAGAAUGAUUUCAUGAAGUAUGCACAAGAUGAGGAAGCUGCUGAUGAUCAAGAGGAAACUGGAUGGAAGAACAUUCACGGGGACGUGUUCCGGUUCCCAAAGCACAAAUCUUUAUUUGCUGCAUCACUUGGUAGCGGGACUCAGUUGUUCACUCUCACCAUUUUCAUCUUCAUGCUUUCACUUGUUGGAGUGUUCUAUCCAUACAAUCGAGGAGCACUCUUCACUGCCUUGGUCGUUAUCUAUGCUCUCACAUCUGGAAUCGCUGGAUACACCGCCUCCUCUUUCUAUUGCCAACUCGAAGGAAAGAACUGGGUGAGAAACUUGUUACUCACUGGAGGUCUCUUCUGUGGCCCAUUAUUCCUCACCUUCUGCUUCCUAAACACCGUCGCAAUCGCCUACAGUGCAACCGCAGCUCUUCCCUUCGGAACCAUCGUUGUUAUCGUCCUUAUAUGGACACUAGUGACUUCGCCUUUACUUGUAUUGGGUGGCAUCGCCGGUAAAAACAGCAAAGCCGAGUUCCAAGCUCCAGUCCGCACAACUAAGUAUCCACGUGAGAUCCCGCCACUUCCAUGGUACAGAAGCGCUGUUCCUCAGAUGGCCAUGGCUGGUUUUCUUCCUUUCAGUGCCAUCUACAUCGAGCUGUAUUACAUCUUUGCCAGUGUUUGGGGCCAUCGGAUCUACACCAUUUACAGCAUCCUCUUCAUCGUCUUCAUCAUCCUCUUGAUCGUUACCGCUUUUAUAACCGUUGCCCUGACUUACUUCCAACUCGCCGCUGAAGAUCACAAAUGGUGGUGGAGAUCAUUCCUAUGCGGUGGGUCGACUGGUUUGUUUAUCUACGCGUACUGUUUAUACUAUUACUACGCGAGAUCAGACAUGUCUGGUUUCAUGCAAACAUCUUUCUUCUUCGGUUACAUGGCUUGCAUUUGCUACGGGUUCUUCCUCAUGCUUGGGACUGUUGGCUUCCGUGCCGCUCUCCUCUUUGUCCGUCACAUUUACCGGUCGAUUAAAUGCGAGUAAAACUGUUGCUGCCAACCACACACUCUCAAAGCUUCACUUGCGAUUCUUUUGGGUAGAACAAAGAAGAUGAAGAAAGAGAUCCGUGCUUUAGGUAAGUAGAUGAAGACGUUGUUUUAAAGCCACAAACCGAAACAUCAAAUGGCUUUUUAAAGGUUUUAUAUCUUAGGGUUAUUUUACUACAGAUGCUUUAAUUUCUUGUCUCGUUUUUAACGUUUAUGUUGAAACUUGUUUUGUUUAGGCGAGUCUCUUCUAAUAUAAUGUUUCUCUCUUUUUGGGUAAUUAGUUAACUACAUUGUAUC
Brassica oleracea var. oleracea is the source of this 2137-nucleotide messenger RNA. RefSeq names its product transmembrane 9 superfamily member 3-like. Gene Ontology annotation, biological process: protein localization to membrane. Gene Ontology annotation, cellular component: membrane. The record is from RefSeq and is a predicted model, not a curated record. The transcript has 7 exons. Lineage: Eukaryota; Viridiplantae; Streptophyta; Magnoliopsida; Brassicales; Brassicaceae. The coding region runs from base 60 to 1838 and encodes 592 amino acids.